CGGGUGCGGCGCAGCGGCGGGCACGGGUCUGGCGGCAGCCGGUGUCAAGGGUUGUUUUUCCAGUAAUUUGGACCUUUUUGAAGCACCUGCUUGCCUAAUGCCAUGAAUAUUGCAGUGAAUCAUGAGGAAGAAAAAGCUGUCCAUUCCUGGUCAAGAAUUUCCUCUGCAGGACAGAAAGUUCUGGAGGAAGCCCUCCGAGUCUUCAACCCGAUGUCCAAGGAUCUUUCGGACACAGAGACCCAGCUGGUGGCCUUCAUCCAAGGCCUGAAGGAGGAGGGCUACCAGCCCACGAUUCUGAGGAGUAAGGAUGUGUACGGGUACAGCUCGUGCACGGCAGUCACGCCGAGUCAGACGGGAGAGAACACACAGCGCAACUGUGCCAGCACCACUGAGCCCACCCAGAGUCCAGCCAGGAACUCAGGGGCAAAAGUGGCCCCUUUGCCCACCAGCAUGCCAGUGAGCUCUUUGAAGGUCUCCAAAGGGGAUUCCAGAAAUCUCCUCUUGAGCUCCUUGAAGCAGACAGGAUCUGGCACAUCCAAGGCGGCGACGGUGGGCUUCCCUACAAGCAUGUAUCCUGACGUGUAUCCAGCUAUGAGACUGUCAGUGGUUCUGGAAGCCCUGGUGCCACUGAAAACUGCAACGUCCUGUUUGGAGUCCAAGUACACACAGGGGCGUCUUGGCAUCUCUCCCUCAGACCUUAAACUCCUCAAGACUUCAAGUGCACCAAGGCAGUUUUCUUCAGGCAAGAGCACUAAAAUUAUUGAAGGCAAGGGGUACAAACGUUUGGUUAAGAAGCCACCCGAUUCUGGCAGCCGUGCUUUAAAGCUUCUGAAGGGACCAAAGGGGGGAGUGCUGCAGGAGAGCAACGCCUGCAAAGCCUCCGGAGUUCUCAACGGGAGAUUCGCAGGCAGCUCGUCCCAGGACUGCGCCACAGCACCACAGCCCAAGACCUUGAAAAUCAAAGAUAAGGAAGUUCUGCUGGGAAAAACAGAGUGGAAGGACAGCAGCACUUACCAGGAGGGCACUAGGCAGAAGAAGAGAAGAGCUACAGAGGCAAAAGAAGCACCACAGAGGAAAAAAGCAAAUACCAUUCCUGUCCGAAAGAAAACUCGAAAGGCUCAGAGCACUUUGAACCUGCUGAAAUUCCGGACCAUCAAGGUGGGCAACUCUUCCUCUGAUGAUGAAGUGAGGAGGAGAGCACAGAAGAUUCUUAGGGUCAACUUGUCCCCUGUGAUCCAAAUUCAGCCCUUGUCCCAUUCUCAUAGUGUCCCCUGAAUUUCUUCACUUUGUCACUUUUUUUUGUAAGUAAGUAAAUACGAGCCUGGCACCAGAGCACAGAGAGGCUUAGGAGUGACUCUGUGUCUCUGGUGCCAAUAUGCCCACUAACCUGCAGACAGAGCAGCCCACUCACAUGCUGUUCCUGCCUGUCUGCCACUGCUGUGCAGAACUGGCUGCAGAAAUCCAAACCCCUGUUUGCGAGUGUGGGACAGUGACUGUGGCCAGCAUUGAGCUGAGCAGGCCGGAGAGUUCACUUCUCACCACGCUCCCCUGAACGUGGCAGGCUGUGCUCUUGUGCAGGGGAGAACACAGGACUUUCUCAUAACAUUGAUGCACUGUGAUAUUGCUCUUUUUCAAGCUGUACAUUUACUGGUUUUAUUUUGAUCAAAUUUUAUAACUUUAUUAUCUAUAUAUCUAUAUAUCCAUAUAUGUGCAUAUGGCCCAGGAACUGUGGGAAGAUGCACUUCCUCCAUCCCUUUGGGAUUGGGUUUGAUAGCUUUUGUUCCUCCUUCCCUUCAGCUAGCCUUUUGUUCAAAGGUGCCAGAAUUCCUUUGUGGUUCAUUGUUGUGACAGUCUGUCCUGAGCUCCCUUGAGCAGCUCAGAGGCAGCAGCAGUGUUGCCACUUGUUUGUCUCCAGAAUGCCAAACAAUCUGGAGAAUUACCAGCUGGUAGUUUUAAUCCUGUUUUCAGUAUAACCUCUGCAUAACAGUGGGGGAGUGUCACAGGGCUGCAAGUCUGUCUGACAUCUUUGGGCACCUCCUCCCUUUGUGGGUAGCAGAAGUUUUGAACACAUGGUAGGGAUUUGCCUCCGAAGAGGAUUCCUCCUCAGCACCCAGCAUUACUCUGCUCUCCUAUACCCCAGGUGCAGCUAUGGAUCACAAACUGUGACUGUUAGAGCCAAAGGGCUGGAAUUGUUAGCAUGAACUGUGUAGUGUCCUGCCCCCCAUGUAACUGCUCUGCUGCUGCUGGGUGUUCCAGGAGCAGAUCCCAGGUGCUGGUAGAGAACUGUUGGCUUUGGCUGGAGUUAAACCACGACAGAGACACACGCUGUGUUUGAAUGCUUUAGCUACGUCCUGCCAGUCCCAGACUCAGUGGGAUACUUGAGCCUGAGUUGAAGCAGAAAAGUGAAAAAUUUGGGAGCACAUACACCAGCACUUAAACACAGAGAGUUGCUUUCUGUGGUUUGUGGGGAUGAAGCAGUAGGAGGGGAGAUGGGCAUCAUGUGGGGGGUGGCAGCCUUGCUGUGCCAUCGGGGAUGUUGUGAGAAGGUGUGUGUCAGGUGUGAGAGCUCUGUGUGGAAGGAGGAGUGCAGGCUCUGCCAUCCCUAGGAGGCACUGCAGAACCGCUGCACACGGCUGCUGUCACCUCCCUGCACCGGGGCACGCUGUUGGAUCAGAACACGGCUCUGUGCUCUCUGCACUCCACAGGGAGGGAUCUGCUAAUCCCAGGAGAAACACCUCACUGGAGCAGUUAGUGCUGCUGCUGUCACCUGGAAGGGACAACCUGCUGUCCUGGGGAAAGGA
Messenger RNA from Melozone crissalis (California towhee), 2801 nucleotides. RefSeq names its product coiled-coil domain containing 71 (gene CCDC71). The record is from RefSeq and is a predicted model, not a curated record. The transcript has 2 exons. Lineage: Eukaryota; Metazoa; Chordata; Aves; Passeriformes; Passerellidae. The coding region runs from base 103 to 1275 and encodes 390 amino acids.